This is a messenger RNA of Macrosiphum euphorbiae (potato aphid), 447 nucleotides long. The record is from the annotation of a GenBank genome assembly. NCBI's taxonomy places the organism in Eukaryota, Metazoa, Arthropoda, Insecta, Hemiptera, Aphididae.
AUGACGUUCGAGGACCACAAGCGCUGUCUGUUCGAGGUCGACGACGACGACGACGACGCUGCGGAUGGUGUCGAGAGUGAGGAGGUGGGUGAUGACGACGAAGACGACUACAUGGAGGACGACUUUGACGAUGACGCUACGUUAAAGGGUGAGGAGCUGAAACGACGUGCUCGUCUGAUGGCCCGAUCGGUCAUCAGCACGAUCCAUGAGAAUGCCGCCGCCGCUACCGCCGCCGCAAUUGAUGGCGUGGAAUUCACCCCAACACCGCUUCCACCGUACACGCCGUAUACACCGUAUAGGCAAAACGUGUCGAUCCGAUCGUUCGAGCACCGCGUCAAAACGAUUAAGACCAUGAAAAUGACACUUAAUCGUUUCGACGAUAAGCGCGUUGUCGACGACGAUCGGGUACGUACACGCGCCUACGGUCAUUACGCGUUACGCGUGUGA